Molecule: messenger RNA, 1433 nt
Organism: Gymnogyps californianus (California condor)
Lineage: Eukaryota; Metazoa; Chordata; Aves; Accipitriformes; Cathartidae
Gene: DAZAP1
Product: DAZ associated protein 1
Exons: 12
Coding region: 80-1309 (409 amino acids)
Cellular component (GO): cytoplasm
Molecular function (GO): RNA binding
Source: RefSeq, a predicted model, not a curated record
GCCGCCGCCGCUGCUGCUGCUGCCGCCGCCGGAGGGAAGAGCCGGGCGCGGCCCCGGAUACCGCCGAGGAGCCGCCGCCAUGAACAGCGUGGGAGGCGCCGACGAGAUCGGAAAACUGUUUGUGGGUGGCUUGGACUGGAGUACAACACAAGAAACUCUUCGUAGCUACUUCUCCCAGUAUGGAGAAGUUGUAGACUGUGUAAUAAUGAAAGACAAAACAACAAACCAGUCUCGAGGAUUUGGAUUUGUCAAAUUUAAAGAUCCCAACUGUGUGGGAACAGUACUGGCCAGUAGACCUCAUACGUUAGAUGGCCGAAAUAUUGAUCCAAAGCCAUGUACACCUAGGGGGAUGCAACCAGAAAGGACACGACCGAAGGAAGGAUGGCAGAAAGGAUCCAGGAGCGAUAACAAUAAAUCAAAUAAAAUUUUUGUUGGUGGGAUUCCUCAUAACUGUGGCGAGACAGAGCUCAGGGAAUACUUCAAGAAAUUCGGAGUGGUCACUGAAGUUGUAAUGAUCUAUGACGCAGAGAAACAGAGGCCCCGAGGUUUUGGAUUUAUUACUUUCGAGGACGAACAAUCAGUGGACCAGGCUGUCAACAUGCAUUUUCACGACAUCAUGGGCAAAAAAGUGGAGGUGAAACGCGCAGAACCUCGUGAUAGCAAAAGCCAAACUCCAGGGCCACCCGGUGCCAGUCAGUGGGGAAGCAGGAUCAUGCCAAGUGCUGCCAAUGGCUGGGCAGGUCAGCCCCCUCCGACCUGGCAACAAGGCUAUGGCCCUCAAGGGAUGUGGGUGCCAGCUGGACAGGCAAUUGGUGGAUAUGGACCACCUCCUCCAGGAAGAGGAGCUCCUCCACCACCACCACCAUUUACCUCAUACAUAGUCUCUACACCUCCUGGAGGGUUCCCACCUCCACAAGGAUUUCCACAGGGCUAUGGCACCCCUCCACCAUUUAGUUUUGGUUAUGGUGCUCCACCUCCUCCACCUGACCAGUUUGCCCCGCCUGGAGUACCCCCUCCACCUGCCACUCCAGGGGCAACACCACUAGCUUUUCCACCACCACCACCACCAUCUCAGGCAACUCAGGACAUGAGCAAACCCCCAACUGCUCAGCCAGAAUUCCCUUAUAGUCAGUUUGGGUACGGACAAGACUUGAGUGGUUUUGGACAAGGUUUCUCUGAUCCCAGCCAGCAACCCCCUCCCUACGGAGGCCCCUCGGUGCAACCAUCAAGUGGCCCACCUGCAGGAGGAAGUGGUUUUGGACGAGGACAGAACCAUAACGUGCAAGGAUUUCACCCCUACCGGCGCUAGCGCGGGCUGGCAAUCAGGGAAUUCUGUCCACACAGGGAUGUCUGGUACCAGCUGAACCCAGGAAUCCCAGACUUCUGAACUUGUGACAAUCACAUACUUGAUGGAAGAAAAACCUAACAACAUU